Molecule: messenger RNA, 1542 nt
Organism: Papaver somniferum (opium poppy)
Lineage: Eukaryota; Viridiplantae; Streptophyta; Magnoliopsida; Ranunculales; Papaveraceae
Product: shikimate O-hydroxycinnamoyltransferase-like
Exons: 2
Coding region: 55-858 (267 amino acids)
Molecular function (GO): acyltransferase activity, transferring groups other than amino-acyl groups
Source: RefSeq, a predicted model, not a curated record
UUCUUUCAUUCCGUUGUCCUAGCAGGAGUUAGCAAGUUCAAACAAGAAUAAAAGAUGAAAAUCAACAUAAAGGAAUCGACUAUGGUUCGGCCAGCCGAGAAAACUCCACAACGGUACCUAUGGAACUCAAAUUUAGACCUAGUGGUGGCACCAAAAUUUCACACACCUUGUGUCUACUUUUACAGACCAAAUGGGGCUUCAAAUUUCUUUGAUUUUACUCUUCUUAAAGAAGCAUUGAGUAAAGUGCUUGUGCCAUUCUACCCAGUGGCUGGUAGACUAAGAAGAGAUGAAAAGGGUCGUGUUGAAAUCGACUGUAAUGGGGAAGGUGUUCUAUUUGUUGAAGCUGAAACAACUUCGCUUAUUGACGACUUUGGUGAUUUUGCUCCUACUCUGGGAUUCAGACAGCUUAUUCCUAAGGUCGAAUUUUCUGGAGAUAUGUCUUCAUACCCUCUCCUAGUUUUACAGGUUACUCAUUUCAAAUGCGGAGGCGUCUCACUGGGAGUUGGAAAGGAACACCAUCUAGCUGAUGGACCAUCAGGUCUCCAUUUCAUUAACUCGUGGUCUGACAUGGCACGCGGACUCAACCUCACUAUCCCACCCUUCAUCGACCGAACUCUUCUACGCGCACGAGACCCACCAACACCGAUGUUCCACCAUGUCGAGUAUCAACCACCUCCACCCAUGAAAACACCAUCAGAUUCUCCAAAUUCCCAACCAGCUCUGGGUUCCCCAGCGUCAAUAGUGGCUAUCUUCAAAUUUACAGGAGACCAGCUCAACACACUCAAAUCCAAAUCCAAAGAGGGUGACAACGUUGCAGUUAACUAUAGUUCUUAUGAAAUGCUUGCCUCCCACGUCUGAAGAUCCGCCUGUAGGGCACGCGACAUUCCGGUUGAUCAAGAAACAAAAUUGUACAUUGUGACAAAUGGACGAUCCAGACUGCGUCCUCCUCUGCCCCCCAAUUAUUUUGGAAACGUUCUUUUCAAUGCUACACCAAUUGCUGUAUCAGGUGACCUAGUUUUGAAACCGCUAACAUAUGCAGCUGGUAGGAUUCAUGAUGCCAUUUUGAGGAUGGACGAUGAGUAUCUACGCUCUGCUCUUGAUUUUCUCCAACUUCAACCUGACGUAAAAGCUCUAGCCCGUGGUGCCCAUACUUUCCGAGGCCCAAACAUCGCGGUCACCAGUUGGGUUGGGUUAGGCUUAUAUGAUGCAGACUUUGGAUGGGGUCGACCGAUAUCCGCGGGUCCAGGGGGAGUAGGCUGCGAAGGCUUAUCGUAUGUGUUACCAAACCCUGUCAAUGAUGGAAGCUUAUCGCUAGCUAUUUCGCUGCAGCCAGACCAUAUGAAACGCUUUGAGAAGAUCGUAUACGAUUUUUAAACCAUAAGAUGAUACUGUCAUCAAAACUGUCUGGUUUCAAAAGACAAAGAGCAACUUUGCGGCUCAGGAGACUUAGCCCACAUGCUUGUUUUCUAGUUAUCAAUUUGGAAAGUGUUUUAUAUAUCCUGUUCAAGAAUUGAAUAAUACCUCGAAGGUUAUUGCAAUGAA